AUAAUAAACGAGAAGAAAAAAAAAAGAAAAAGAAAAUAAGGAUAUUAAAGAGUAGAACUGAAAUCGAAAAUUUAAAACCAAAAAAGAAAGAAGAAGAAAUCAUCCAUUUCCACCAGAAAGUUACAAUAUCAACAAAACCGUCAAGUAAUCGCACGAACAGGUUGUAUUUGUAUUCUGGAGUGUUGUUAAAGAUGGCAAGGAUCAAACCUCAAGCACUUCUGCUACAAAGCAAAAAGAAGAAAGCACCGAGUCGAAUAAGCCCCGUUACUAUAAUCCUUUGCUCAUUAAUUAUUUUAUUAUCUCUCUUUUUCUUGUAUUCUACAUACAGACACUGGUCCUUAAGGUCAAGACUCCAAUCUGAAAGUGUCAACUCAGGCUUUGAGGGUGACAAUGCUUUUGCGAGAACAAAGAAGUCUGAUCUCCCAAAAUAUGCAGUUUUGAAUACAUCCAAAGGCUUUAUAACAGUGGAACUUUUCAAGGAUGGAUCUUUUGAUGUUGUUGACAAGUUCAUUGACUUGUGUAAAAGUGGGCACUUCAAGCAGAUGCCUUUUCGUCAUGUCAUAAAGCAUUAUGUGAUUCAAGCAGGGGAUGCUGAUAAUCAUGGGGCUGCAGAAGAUUGGACUUUGAAGGGGAAGCGUUACAGUCAACUCGAUACAAGUUUGAAGCAUGAGGCAUUCAUGCUCGGAACUUCCAAGGCAAAACAUGAUGAGAAAACAUUUGAGCUCUUCAUUACAACUGCACCAAUCCCGGAUCUGACUGAGAAGUUGAUAGUUUUUGGACGGGUCGUUAAAGGAGAAGAUGUUGUUCAGGAAAUUGAAGAGGUGGAUACAGAUGAAUAUUUUAAGCCUAAAUCUCAUAUAAAGAUCAUCAAUGUGACUCUAAAGGACGAAAUCUGAGGCUGUUCCGAUGAGAAGAUGUGUCUUUUUAAUUGCAUUUUGGUUAGAUUCCACUUUCUACAUGCCAUGUUUCUGCCAGACUUGUAAUAUGAAAAGUGUGCAUUUGGGGACCCUGUCAUCAGCUCGAGGAAUUGUUUCAGGAUGAAGAUCAAUACGGGUUCAAGCAAUUUUAAAUUGGCAUGUGUAGACUGAUAUCAAUUCUAUUUGGCAUUUUUUCAUAUCAGGCUGGAUCGUACACUAAAUUACAUUGUAUAACAAGUUGAUGCAAUCUUUACUUGAAAAUAUUGAGGAAAAGGGGGAAAAGAAGAAGAAAAUGAAUUUUUGAUGAA
Molecule: messenger RNA, 1225 nt
Organism: Ricinus communis (castor bean)
Lineage: Eukaryota; Viridiplantae; Streptophyta; Magnoliopsida; Malpighiales; Euphorbiaceae
Product: peptidyl-prolyl cis-trans isomerase CYP21-4
Exons: 8
Coding region: 192-896 (234 amino acids)
Biological process (GO): protein peptidyl-prolyl isomerization
Molecular function (GO): peptidyl-prolyl cis-trans isomerase activity
Source: RefSeq, a predicted model, not a curated record